This is a messenger RNA of Juglans regia (Persian walnut), 2418 nucleotides long. RefSeq names its product putative disease resistance protein RGA3. Gene Ontology annotation, biological process: defense response to other organism. Lineage: Eukaryota; Viridiplantae; Streptophyta; Magnoliopsida; Fagales; Juglandaceae. Gene Ontology annotation, molecular function: protein binding; ADP binding. The transcript has a single exon. The coding region runs from base 1 to 2418 and encodes 805 amino acids. The record is from RefSeq and is a predicted model, not a curated record.
AUGGCUGAAGCCAUUCUCUUUGACAUUGCUGCACGAAUCAUUGAGAGCUUGGGAUCCCAGGCUCUCAAAGAGAUCAGACUGCUUUGGGGUGCCAGAGAUGAACUUGACAAGCUCAAGGAUACCGUUUCGACAAUAAAAAAUGUGCUUCUUGAUGCUGAGGAGCAACGGGCAGUGAACAACAAUCAAGUUAUUGAAUGGCUUGAAAGGCUUAAGUAUGUCGUUUAUGAUGCAGACGACUUGCUGGAUGGUUUCUCCACUGAAUGUCUGUUGCGAGAUAUGAUGACUCGGGAUAAGAUGGCAAAAAAGGUACGAAUCUUCUUCUCCAAAUCAAACCGGCUUGUCUAUGAUCUGAAAAUGGGCCAUAAGAUUAAGACGAUUAGACAGAAGUUAGAUGCCAUUGAUAAUGACAGGACGAAAUUCCACUUCAAGGAACGCCCUGUAGAGAUAGGAGUCAGGGCAAGGAACAGGGAUGAUACUCAUUCCUUUGUACCCGAGGCAGAAGUUAUUGGUAGAGAAGAUGACAAGAAGGAGAUCAUAGAUAUUCUUCUUUCUGAUUCCAAUGUUAAAGAGAAUGUAGGAAUCCUUCCGAUUGCUGGCAUCGGAGGAUUAGGAAAGACCACACUAGCUCAAUUCAUUUUUAAUGAUCUAAAAGUAGAUAAACAUUUUCAGCUAAAAAUGUGGGUGUGCGUCUCUAAUACUUUUGAUGUUAGAAAAGUUGUUGAAAAAAUCCUAGAAUUGGCAAUAAAACAGAAACCAGACAUUACUGUUCAAAUGGAUACAUUGGUGCAUGGUCUUCGAAAAGAAAUUGUUGGAAAGAAAUACUUACUUGUGUUGGAUGAUGUUUGGAACGAGGAAAGUGAGAAAUGGGAUGAUUUGAAAAUUUUGUUGAUGGGUGGUGCAAGUGGGAGUAGAAUAUUAAUAACUACUCGAAGUCCAAAAGUUGCACAAAUUACCCAAACAAUUGGACCAUAUUUCUUACAGGGUUUAGACAGCCAGAAGUCAUGGUGUUUAUUUAAGAAAGUGGCAUUUGAGAACGGAGAAGAGCCAGUGAAUUCUGGAAAAGUGGAAGUUGGAAUGGAGAUUGUAGAAAAGUGUUCAGGUGUCCCUCUUGUCAUCAAAACAAUUGGAAGGUUACUGUCCUUGGAAAAUUCUGAAGCAGAGUGGGUUUCUUUUAACAACAAUAAAAUGCAAAAAAUAAAAGAAGAUAAAAUCAUACCAACUCUUAAGCUGAGUUAUGAUCAACUUCCAUCACAUUUGAAACAAUGCUUUGCUUAUUGUAGUAUAUUUCCGAAGGAUUACGUGAUGAAGAAAUCAAAAUUGAUAAAUCUAUGGAUAGCACAGGGGUUUAUCAAGUUAUCCAAUCAAAAUGAAUGUCUUGAAGAUGUUGGUCAUGAGUAUUUCAUGGAUUUACUUUGGAGAUCUUUCUUUCAAGAAGCUGAAAUGGAUGAUUUGGGAAACGUGAUUACGAGUAAAAUGCAUGACUUCAUGCAUGAUCUUGCAAUGUCAGUGGCAGGAUCAUUGAUCACCAAAUUAGAAUCUAAGGAAAAAAUUAUUGGUGAUCAGAAAACUCGGCACGUAUCAGUUAUCAACAAUAUAGAAUUUUCCUUUGUAAUUCCAACUUCCUCGUCUAAAGCCAGUAGGAUUCGAACACUUCUUUCGCUUGGUGAAUUGAAGGAUUUGCAAGAGUCAAGCACUUCAUGUGAAGCAAUCUUUUCAAGUUUGAAGUAUUUGCGAGUGUUGGAUUUACAUGGAAGACAGCUUGAUUUAGUACCGAGUUCUAUAUGUAAGUUGAAGCAUUUAAGAGAUCUUGAUCUUUCUAGGAAUCAAAAAAUCAAGAAGCUGCCCGAUUCCAUAAGUAGGUUGCAAAAUUUGUAUACACUAAGACUCUCUGGUUGCGGAGGGAUUAAAGAAUUGCCUAGAGGAAUUACAAAAUUAGUCAACCUCAGGCAUCUUUACAAUGAUGGAUGUUGGGGUUUGACUUAUAUGCCACGUGGAUUGGGGCAAUUGACAAAUCUCCAGACAUUAUCUAAGUUUGUUGUCGACUCUGAUUCAGCCCCAAAGGACAGUGGCCGGUUAGGCGAGCUAAAUAGACUAAAUAGCUUAAGAGGAGAAUUAGAGAUUUGGGGUUUGAGAAGUCGGGAGGAAGACGUGGCAUUAGACUAUAAGGGUGCAAAUCUAAAGGAGAAAGAACAUCUUCAGGUUUUGACUUUACGUUGGAGAAGAGGAAAUGUUAAUACAGAUGAUGAAAUGGCCUUGGAAGGCUUUGAACCUCACCCAAAUCUUAAAAAGCUAAAGAUAUAUGAAUAUGGGGGUGUGAGGGUUCCGAUGUGGCUUUUGUCACUCACAAAUCUGGUUCACUUGAGUUUACAUGGUUGUAGUAAAUUGAAAUAUUUGCCACCAUUGGUGGAGGAGGAGUGA